Molecule: messenger RNA, 594 nt
Organism: Cyclocybe aegerita
Lineage: Eukaryota; Fungi; Basidiomycota; Agaricomycetes; Agaricales; Hemipholiotaceae
Source: the annotation of a GenBank genome assembly
AUGACGAAGUGUUUGAAAGAGCCAUUUUGCGUGAUUUCCGGGGUUAGAAGCAGAGCCGGCUCAUCACCGUUCACUUCUGAGCUUGACUGGAAGAUUGCGCAAUGGGCCAUCAAGGACAGUCCUGGACACAAUGCCUUUGACUGCUUGCUAAAAAUUCCUGGAGUUGUCGAGAAGCUUGGCCUCUCAUACCAUAAUGUCCGAGCACUUCACAAAAAGGUCGACUCCCUUCCAGAGAAAGCUGGCAAGUGGAAAACCAAAGAACUUGCCUUCUCAGACCGUCCAGAUGAGAAAUUCACUGUUCACCAUCAUGAUCCCAUUAAGGCCAUCAAGAGCCUUUGGAAGAAUCCUGAAAUCUCUCCAAAGAUGGCAUUUGCCCCAACCCGUGUUUACUCUGACUCAAAACAAGAGAAUCAUAUCUACUCUGAGAUGUGGACAGGGCAAUGGUGGCACAUUCUCCAGAGCAAGGUUCCUGAAGGUGGAACUGUAGCUCCAGUUAUCAUCGCUACUGACAAGACUCAACUGACUCAGUUCUCGGGCAACAAAUCAGCAUAUCCAGUCUACCUUACCAUUGGAAACAUUCCCAAGUCUCUUUGA